CAGAAAUGUUGUUAAUGGAGUCCCAUUAAGUACUGUCUCAACAUCUGGAGAUACUGAAAAAGUUGAAACCAUACAAACUAACUCUAAACAAAAUAAAAAACGCUCUUUCAAUUUUUCUGACAUGCUUUUGGAAAUUCUUGAUAAUUCACAUGAUAGGAGUCCUCAAUCUACAAUUCAAACUUAUGUUGUCAAUAGACGGCUCAAAAAAAUCUCUGCUGAUCAUACUUUGCAGGAACUAGCAAUUGAAGCAUUACCAAGGGUAAAUCCUAAAGUAACAAUCAAUAGUUGUCUUUCUGACAAAAUGCAUCUAUCAACAGAUGUUGGACAUAUCUAUAAAACGAAAGGACUUUUAGAUUUUUACAUUGCUGAGAUGGAAUGGGGGAUUGAACUACUUAUUAAUGGAAUUAAAAUGAAAGAGCAUCAUCAACAUUUCCAAGAGGGUGGAAGGUAUGAACAAAUACCAAUAAAAUCACACCUUCUUACUGACUUCCAUGAAACAAAAAGUGUGCGAAAGCCCUAUGUCAAUACAUGGCACAUAACACCUAAUUCAAAAUUUACAAUUUUUAAUGUGUUAACUGAUACCAAUACUGGCAUUAGGAGAUUCGAAAUUCCACUUGAUAAAAAAACCAAUAUCAAAUUAAUAGGCAAUCUGGAUAAAGAGAAUAUAAAUCAAACAAAAAAUCUUCAGAUUGUUGAAAGCAGAAAAGAAUCUUCUGGAUACUCAUCAUCAGAAGAUAUAUUCAUGGUGACUGUACAAAGGUAUAAAAGAAGAAAAAAAUGUGAUAAUGGUGAAAAUGUUAAUUGA
This is a messenger RNA of Entrophospora candida, 805 nucleotides long. NCBI's taxonomy places the organism in Eukaryota, Fungi, Glomeromycota, Glomeromycetes, Entrophosporales, Entrophosporaceae. The record is from the annotation of a GenBank genome assembly.